Myripristis murdjan (pinecone soldierfish) is the source of this 4508-nucleotide messenger RNA. It is a transcript of the gene ankrd28a, whose product is annotated as ankyrin repeat domain 28a. The transcript is spliced from 29 exons. Bases 230 to 3406 code for a protein of 1058 amino acids. Gene Ontology annotation, molecular function: protein binding. NCBI's taxonomy places the organism in Eukaryota, Metazoa, Chordata, Actinopteri, Holocentriformes, Holocentridae. The record is from RefSeq and is a predicted model, not a curated record.
CGGUAGUGUUAUUGUUGGUAAAAUGUGCUGUUUGUUGACUGUUUUGUUUGGUCCUAACAAGCCCGCUUUGCCAUUUGUGUCCCAUGUUGUGGUGGGUUUGCUCAUGGCAGGAAGGAAAAGGGGGAAGUUGCACCGCUUGACUUCUCUCCGGACAGCCUUUGCUCCUUCACUGACCCCCGUCAUUUACAGUAACUCAUAGGCGAGUUGCUGGCUGCCUUACACGGGGAAUAUGAAUGUGUUGAAGAUACAGGACCAGCCGUCUCUUUUGAGAGCCAUCUUCAAUGUGGACCCCGAUGAAGUUCGUGCCCUCAUAUUCAAGAAAGAGGAUGUCAAUGUGCAGGACAAUGAGAAGCGGACCCCCCUGCAUGCUGCAGCCUACCUGGGAGAUGCUGAGAUCAUUGAGCUGCUUAUCCUUUCAGGAGCCAGAGUUAAUGCCAAAGAUAACAAGUGGUUGACUCCUCUUCAUCGAGCUGUCGCCUCUUGUAGUGAGGAUGCAGUGUCUGUGCUAUUGAAGCACAGUGCUGAUGUCAAUGCCCGGGACAAGAACUGGCAGACGCCGCUCCAUGUUGCAGCGAGCAACAAGGCAGUGCGCUGUGCCGAGGCGUUGGUUCCACUGCUCAGCAAUGUCAAUGUGUCAGACCGGGCAGGGCGCACGGCCUUGCACCACGCUGCCUUCAGCGGACAUGUAGAGAUGGUGAAGCUGCUGCUGUCCAGAGGAGCCAAUAUUAAUGCAUUUGACAAGAAGGACAGGAGAGCCAUCCAUUGGGCAGCCUACAUGGGUCAUCUGGAGGUGGUGAAGUUACUGGUGGACAGCGGAGCAGAGGUGGACUGUAAGGACAAGAAGGCCUACACCCCGCUCCAUGCUGCUGCCUCGAGUGGCAUGAGCAGCACCGUGCACUACUUGCUGGGCCUGGGGGUCCAGAUCAACGAGGUGAAUGCCUAUGGUAACACCCCACUCCACGUGGCCUGUUACAAUGGACAGGACGUGGUGGUCAACGAGCUCAUCGAGGCUGGGGCUUGUGUCAACCAGGUGAACGAGAGGGGUUUCUCUGCUCUCCACUUUGCCUCUUCCUCCCGCCAGGGGGCGCUGUGCCAGGAGCUGCUGCUUGCCAACGGAGCCCAUGUCAACCUGAGGAGUAAGGAUGGUAAGACUCCCCUCCACAUGGCAGCUGCCCAUGGCAGGUUCUCUCGCUCUCAGGCCCUUAUUCAAAAUGGAGCAGAAAUUGACUGCGAGGACAAGAGUAGAAACUCUGCCCUUCACAUUGCCGCCCGCUACGGCCAUGAGCUUAUCAUCACUGCACUCAUCAACCAUGGAGCCGACAUGACCAAGAGAGGUAUUCAUGGGAUGUUCCCCCUCCAUCUGGCAGCUCUCAGUGGUUUCUCAGAUUGCUGCAGGAAGCUGCUGUCCUCAGGCUUUGAUAUUGACACCGCUGACGACUUUGGUAGGACCUGUCUGCAUGCGGCUGCAGCUGGAGGGAACCUGGAGUGUCUGAACCUGCUCUUAAACACAGGAGCUGAUUUUAACAGGAAAGACCAGUUUGGAAGGACUCCUCUCCACUAUGCAUCAGCCAACUGUAACUACCAGUGUGUGUUUGCCCUCGUCGGCUCCGGGGCCAGCAUCAAUGAGCUGGACCAGAGAGGCUGCAGUCCUCUGCACUACGCUGCUGCAGCAGACACUGACGGAAAGUGUGUGGAGUACCUGCUUAGGAACAAUGCUGAUCUGGGAGUAAGAGACAGACAGGGCUACAGUGCUGUGCACUAUGCCUCAGCGUAUGGACACACAUUCUGCCUGGAACUGAUGGUGAGUGAGACGCCUCUUGAUGUGCUGAUGGACACGUCGGGAACAGACAUCCUGAGCAACUCGGAGAACCAGGCCCCGGUCAGUCCACUACACCUGGCGGCAUACCACGGUCACUGUGGAGCACUGGAGGUCCUCCUGUCCUCCCUGCUGGAUGUGGAUGUUCGCAGCCCUGAGGGCCGUACCCCCCUCAGUCUGGCCUGCUCCAGGGGUCACCAGGAGUGUGUUUCCCUGCUGAUUCACCAUGGCGCCUCACCAAUGGCCCGUGACUUCACACACAAAAGGACAGCCAUACAUGCUGCAUCUAUGAAUGGCCACUCAGAGUGCCUGCGCCUGCUCAUGGGCCACAACGACCAACACAUUUCUGUGGAUGUUCAGGACACCAACGGACAGACCCCUUUGAUGUUGGCAGUGCUGAGUGGACACACAGAGUGUGUAUACUCACUUCUCAGUCAAGGAGCCAGUGUGGAGGCCCGGGAUCGCUGGGGCAGGACAGCACUACACCGUGGGGCAGUGACAGGCCAGGAGGAGUGUGUGGAGGCCCUCCUCCAGCGGGGGGCCAGUGUGUGUGUGAGGGACAUCCGAGGCCGCUCGCCCAUCCACCUGGCCUCCGCCUGUGGCCGAGUGGGCGCCCUGGGAGCCCUGCUGCAGGCCACCAGCACCUCACAUGCUCACACACACCUCACUGACAACCAGGGCUACACACCACUGCACUGGGCCUGCUACAAUGGGUACGAUGCGUGUGUGGAGGUGUUAUUAGACCAGGAGGCGUUCAGGAAGAUUCAGGGCAACUCCUUCAGCCCGCUGCACUGUGCUGUAAUGAAUGAUAACGAGGGUGUGGCCGAGAUGUUAAUUGACUCUCUGGGUGCUGCCAUUGUCAACACCACUGACUCCAAGGGCAGGACUCCCCUUCACGCUGCAGCGUUUUCAGACCACGUGGAGUGUGUUUCUCUGCUGCUGAGCCAUGGAGCUCAGGCAAACAUGGUCGACACACACACUCACAGCACGCCGCUGAUGAUGGCCGCUCUCAACGGACAGACCAACGCUGUGGAGGUGUUGGUGAGCAGCGCUAAGGCAGACCUCACACUGCAAGAUAACAGCAGGAACACAGCCUUACAUCUGGCUUGCAGCAAGGGUCACGAGACGAGUGCCUUGUUGAUUCUGGAGAAGAUCAGUGACAGGAACCUCAUCAACUGCACCAACGCUGCUCUCCAGACUCCUCUGCAUGUAGCAGCCAGGAACGGUCUGACCGUGGUGGUUCAGGAGCUGCUGGGGAAAGGAGCCAGUGUGUUGGCAGUGGACGAAAACGGUUACACCCCAGCACUGGCCUGCGCUCCCAACCGGGACGUGGCCGACUGCCUGGCACUCAUCCUUAACUCCAUGAUGCCAACCUCCCCCAUGGUCACCAUAGCAGCUCUGCCUGCACUCUCUCUCACUCGGACGGUCAUCAACCAUCACCCCUCCUCGAACCACAUCUCCAAAGGCGUGGCCUUCGAUACCCCACCUCCACUGAGGCCUGACCACGCCUCCUACUGCAGGCCAGACCGCCCACUGUCCUCUGUCUCUGCGGACGAUGAGAUCAUCGACUCGGAUUCAGAGACAUACUGAUGAAACGCCCCACUCCUCAUGGCGUACUGGGUCACUGCUAUUGGCUACAGCCCCAAAAUACUGGCAAGCUGGCCGACCACUCAGGAGCCUUAACAGAGGUCACAGAUGGAAAGAGACGGCAGCGAAAGAGAAGCAGGGACUGUGGAUGGAUUUAUUUUGUGGUCUGGGCAUUCAUUGUUUUUUGACACAGGUAGGCGUAGAUAAACCUCUUAAAAUCAAAAAGCAAUGUGUUUGCUUCAUUAAGGUGCAUGCCUCUGGGGAAGAAGACAACUUCAGAGCGGAGUGGACUCAUGGAGAGUAGGAUGAGUAACCUCAAGAUGAAUACACUACAUAAGACAGAUCAGUGUCUUUGUUCUUUUUCAGUAAAUUUCAAGCAAGCGGUGUUUUUUUAAAUUAAGCUCCUCCUCUUUGCUGAUAUUUUCUGAAGUGAUUUUAUGCCUUUCCACUGUCUUUUCCUCUACAAUAACAGAAAAGCAACUACUGAACAAAAGCUCCAAGUGCCGCUUUUUGGCCUCACGUGGAACAAUUUAAUCUAUGGAAAAAGCAGAGGGACAAUCUGAAGGGACCAGGAGACUGACGGACUCUUUGUUUUUCCCUACUGUAGUUAUGGAUUUUUAUUCAAAGUUCUCCGAGCUAUCAUCACAGACAUUAGUGAUGCUUUCUCAGUUUUUUUGGAACCACUUUUUGAUUCAAAUAGGAGGAGGUCAGUCCUAAAUCACGUGGACUGAUCGUGACAGGAGUCCUACAGUGUUGAUGUGAGCCGACUCUGACAGCAGGUGGAUGUAAGAUGCAUUUACUGUACGAUAGGCUCAGGAGUCGGUUGGUGAUGAGUUGCCCAAGGUUUUUUUUUUUUUUUUAACUUGCAGCUGUAGUAAUUGUCUGUGUACUGUACUGGAGACAGUAAAAAGUGGCUGACACUGUGUGUGUGUGUGUGUGAGAGAGAGAGAGAGAGAGAGAGAGAGAGAGAGAGGAGUAUGCAUGUGAGAAAUGGAGCAACAUUGCCUUUUUAGGAACAAGUAACUUUUGAGCAGAGGAUGAACUCCUCCUUAGUGCAAUGUUGAUAAAGACUGAGUAAUGAAUAAAUAAAGUUAUUUCUUUUUGA